UUAACAUUACUUAUUUUUGGACAUAUAAAAAUCAAUAUCAAAUCCUGCAAUUCUCUUAUGUCAAGGUCAUUCAAAUGUAUGGUCUGCAUGGUUAAUGUUUCAACAGGGGUUUACUCUGGGGCACAGUAGUCAGACAUUGUGGGUUGUGGGUGUGUAAAUCAAAUAAAGAUAAGGUUUGACUGCGAAUAGCACCCAAAGUGUUCCUAAAUGUAUCGGACGAUGCUACUACGCAACUUUACUGAUCAUCCCACCUGGGCUCACCAUAUAAACUCUGGCAUUUGCUCUCACUUCUUUGCACUGCACACUGCCUCCAACUGUUUGCCACAACAGCACAGGAACAGCUGACCACCAUCCACCAUGCAGCCUGCCGAAGCCAGAUACAACAAAAACAGCCUCCUCUUGGCUCUGAGACGAUACAGCUUAGCCGUCAGUGACAUGGAGCAGACGAUUCUCCUGCCAAGUCUGCUGCGAGAUCUGCCCUCUGACGAGCUAUGGGAUUGUGAUGCCGCAGAGGAGACCUGCCGAGACCUGUACGACAACUACCUAAUGCUCAAGGCCAUACGAAACGCAGCGGAGAGCGGCUUGAUCCCCCUGGACGACCACAAGGCCAAGAAGAACUCAGCACUCAGCAAGACCCUGGAGCCGCUGUUGGACGCAGAUCCCGAAGCUCUCUUUCGCUUCCACCUGAAAGGACUGUUUUCUGUAUUGGGUGACCUCACCAAGAAGAGUCAGAGCCUCACAGAGAAAUACAUGGACAUAAUUGGAGUGGCAAACUAAAGGCAAAACAUAAAAUAUGUGAACAUUAAACUAUCUGCUGUUUUUAUAAGUGUGGCGUAAGUCGCCAGAACAUCUCAAAUGUCUGAACUGUUUACAUUCAGUGAGGUCAUGCUUCUAACUUCAUGAAUAUGCAAUAAAUGUGCAUUGCCAAAACUGA
Molecule: messenger RNA, 934 nt
Organism: Amphiprion ocellaris (clown anemonefish)
Lineage: Eukaryota; Metazoa; Chordata; Actinopteri; Pomacentridae
Gene: thrsp
Product: thyroid hormone responsive
Exons: 1
Coding region: 358-777 (139 amino acids)
Biological process (GO): regulation of lipid biosynthetic process
Cellular component (GO): cytosol
Source: RefSeq, a predicted model, not a curated record